Messenger RNA from Cinclus cinclus, 4165 nucleotides. RefSeq names its product transmembrane protein 119 (gene TMEM119). Gene Ontology annotation, biological process: positive regulation of osteoblast proliferation; positive regulation of bone mineralization; ossification. NCBI's taxonomy places the organism in Eukaryota, Metazoa, Chordata, Aves, Passeriformes, Cinclidae. The record is from RefSeq and is a predicted model, not a curated record. Gene Ontology annotation, cellular component: plasma membrane.
CCCAGCCCAGCCCUGCUCGGCCCCGCGUUCCUGCUGCCCCAAAUUACACAGCGGGGCCGGGCGGUCCCGGCCCUGCCCAGCUCCGAGGGGCCGGGCCCGCACCCGCUGCAGGCAAAAACGGCAUCGUAAUGGUCAGUUGGAGCUGGCACCGGGAACUGGGACCGGGAUCCCGGCUGCGAGGGUGGGGACAAUGGGCAGAGAGGGAUGAGGAUCCUGGCUGAGGGGAAAUGGAAAUACUGGGCAGGGGUGGAUGAGGACUCUAAGCAAUGAAGGGUGGGAACCGUGGGCAGGGUGGGAUGCAGGUCCAAGGCAAGGAGGGAUGGAGACUGGGCAAAGCAGAUGGGGAUCCUGGCUAGGGAAGGGGCUCUUGGAUGAGUGGCAGCGGGGACUCUGGACAAGGAGAUUGAGCCCAACACCGGCAUUACUGUGCGCACGAGGGGAAGCUCAGCCCCAUCCCCACCUGGGCUGCAGGAGCGGGGCUGGAUGCUGCUGGAACUCCUCCAGGCUGCCUUUCCCCCUUCCCCUCUAAGAUUUCAUCACUGAGCACUUAAGGCUGGGAAAAGCUGCCCCAGCAGCUGCUGGGAGCCGCCAGGGCAGCCAGACGGACGGAGCCUUUAUUUUGGGGAGCCGCGACGUCGGCAGCGACGCCGGAGAAACCCCAGAGGCGCCAGCUCCCCUCCGACAGAGGGGACAGAAUCCCUCCCCCCACCCUGCGGGGGUCACGGUCCCCAGGCGCUGGCCAUGGCUUUUUGGGGGGUCUGGCAGGUCCCCAGAGAGGAGCAGAGGAAAAUAGCAACAGGAUGAGGUCAUGCAGCGGCUGCAGCCUCUUGAGCAACCUCAGGUCAGGCCGAGGGGACCAGGGCAGGGGGAGACAGAGCUGGAGGUAGCUCAAGAGAUGCUCCCAGACUCCCAAACUGCAGACCAGGACCCAUGGAACUGAGCAGCUGCUGUGUUUGUCUGGGGAACAGGAACACCAAGGCAGAGGUGCCCAGGCCAGAACAUUUUCAGGCUGGGAUUUUAGGAAAUGUUCUCCUGGAAUUAAGGGGAUGGUCCCAAGCUGUGUUUGCACCCCAAUAAUGCCAGGGUACUGAGCCCACAUCCCUCACUGUCCCUCUUGCACCCUCGGAUGGGUUUUACCCCACCUUCGUGGAUAAAAACAACAUUAAAAACAACCCCUUGUGUGAUCCCCAACCCCACUUGUGCCCCAAAAUGUGGCCCCGUCUGAGGUUGAUGAUGGGGAGCACCAUGGCUCCUUUGCUGAUGGGAUAAGCCAGGAAACACCCCCAGCCCCAACCCCAGCUGGAGUUCAUCUGGGAGGGGGCUGGGGGCUGCCUGCCUUCCCCUGGCCUCCCACACCCCCUCCCCAUCCCGGCCUAAUGAGAACAAGCUGGUCCCGGGCUGCAACGCAGGGGGAGGAGAAGAAGGAGGAGGAGGAGAAGAGGGAGAAGGAGGAGGCUCCAUCCCAGCAGGCUGCAGAAAGGGGCUUGAGGUGCGUAGGACAGAUCCCGUCUUCCCGGCUCCCUCCCGCCGGCUGCGGGCGAGGUGAGGAUCCCACUGGAUGUGCCAAGCUGCUCCCCAGUUUUUGGGUGGCUCUGGAGCCGGGGGUGCUGUGGUGAGAGCUGAGCAUGGUCCCCAUGGCGGGACACGGGAUGGAGUCAGCCACAUGGCUGCAUUCCCAGGCAGGGAUCGGAGCAUGCUGCCUCUGGACAACACCAAAAUUGUGAAUUUCUGGAGCGGUUGGGAAGUGGAGUUGGGAACGAACUGUGAGUCUGGGGGUGGGCGAGGAUGGGGCUGAAAUGGGACUGGGAUGGAGGGCUGGCAAUGCCCGUGGUGCUAUGCCCUGCUCUUGGCACUGCUUUGGGCUUUGCUCAGCCCCUCCAUGGCUGCGGCUGCUCCUCAGCUCCGAUGGCUGCCGGGGAAUUGAUGCCGUCCCCAUCCCGGGACUCUUUUCCCGCCGAGGGGCCCCUGUCUGGGGUGAAGAGGAGGAUGAAGGGGCUCAUCCCAGCCCCUCAAACCCUUCAUUCUCCCGGUGCUGGUCAGUGCUGUGACCCCAGAGCCGCAGCAGUACUGGGGAGCUGGGAGGGCUGGGGGUCAGGGGCACCUCCCACCUCCGCUGCCGCUUUUUUGCACUGGAUUAAUGGAAACCAGAUUGUACAGCCGGCAAAGAGCCUGGAAGUCAAAUCCUGCUCCUGGAGUCCCUCCAGGUCUCCUGCACAAAUCCUGGGAACGGGCUCAGCCAUGGGCACGUGGUUGCUGCUCUUGGUGCUGCUGGCGGUGGCCCCGGCACAGGCGGCAGCGCCCCGGCACCGCCCGGUGCUGCCGGACACCGCGGGCAGCGGGGACGGGGAUGAGGCCUCAGCCACGCUGCCCGCCCAGCCCGUGACCCCCCGCAUCAGCCCCACGGCUGGGGACGCACCGGGGACCACGGUGACCAACAGCUCGGCCCCGGGAGUGCUGGAUGGGCUGGUGGAUUUCUUCAAGGAGUACCUGCUGCUGGUGGUGGUGGUGGGCUCGCUGUCCUUCGUCCUCCUCUUCAUCAUCUGUGCCGCCAUCAUCGUCAGGCAGAAGCACAAGGCCUCUGCCUACUAUCCCUCCUCCUUUCCCAAGAAGAAAUACGUGGAUGAGCGGGACAAGUCAGGGGGAGCGCGGGCGUUCAGCGAGGUGCCUGAGAAAGCCCCCGAGGCGGGUGCGGAGGAGCCACUGGAUGGCAGCCGGCAGCUCCAGGCAGACAUCCUGGCUGCUGCCCAGAACCUCAAAUCACCCCCCAAGGCACCACUGGCCAACGGGGCCCGGGCCGAGCAGAAUUCCCCUCAGGAGGAGGAGAAAGAAGAGGAAGAAAAGAAGUUGGGGGAUGAGCAACCCAAGCCCCCUGCCCAAAAUCCAGGUGUGGAGGAAGGGGUGAGCGCAGGAAGUAAGGAGACUCCUGAUGCAUCCCAAGUUGGCUCCCAGGCUCCCUCUGGAAUCUGAGGCAGGGACACAGUCCCAGGCAAGCUGAGGAGCUGCUGGCUUGGGACACACAAUGGACACGGUGGAUCAGGCUCUGUACAUACGUGGUGGUUCAAGGAAGCCUUGAUGAAGAUCCCAUUGCCCCCCCAUCUCCCCCGACCCUGGGGCUGAUGGAGGGAUUUGCCAGCUGGUGGUUUUCCCCAGCACUGGAACGCCGUCGGCCCCAGCUCCUGCUGCCCAAGGGGCUUCUCCCACCCCAGGCACUGGGUGGGUGCAUCCCCCCAGCUCCAGCUCUGCCCCCACUGUGCCACCAGCUUCCUCCCAAAUGCUAUUUUAAUCAGCAGCAGCAGCCUGAUCCGUGCCAGGCGCCUGGCUGGGAGCUGUGUCCCUCUGGGAAAAGGAAGGGGACCAGGGCUGGAGGUCUGUAGGACAUGGGUGAGCUUUGCCCAUGGCCACCCAAGGGAAAGAGGGAUGAGGAUCUAGGGACAAGGACCCUCCUUUCCUUCUUUUAUCCCAGAGCCCAGCUGGAUUUUUGCCUCACUUCCUGAUCUCCUUCAGAUAGAAAUAAACGUUCCCUCCGCACAGCUCCUCUCCUGUGUGUCUCUGCAGCCGUGGGGUGGCCAGGGGACAGUCCCUGUGUCCCUGUGCUCUUCCAGGGGCACAGCUGGAUUGGACUCCAGGGGCAGUGGAGCCUUGGGCAGGGUGUUAUCAGUCCCCACAUCAGCACAUCACGUGCCCUUCCAGGAACCCUUUAUCUUGUACCCACAGCUGUGGAGUCGAGGGGGGGGCUGUGGGGGACUCAGCCAUGGCUCUGGGGUGCAGCUGCUGCAGUGGGGACAGCAGGGAAGCCUGGAAGGUGAGAGAGGCUGUUCUGCCUCAAAAGCAGCACACCCCCACAUCCCUAUAACCUCCUGUGUCCCUGUUUUUAUCCCAUUAUGGCCCUGCCUCAGGACAACCUUCCCUUGGGUAGAGUGUGCCACCACAAGGAGCUGAUUUUGCCCCCAAGCAGAUGCGAGUGUGUGAAGUUUCCCGGAUUUUUUUUUUUAAAUUGGGAAAUAACAGGAUUGUUCCAUGAGGGAGAAGCACGUUCUGCAGAGCUGGAGGGUGCCAGGAGCUGAGGAACCACAAGAGGGACCUUGUGAGUGACAAAUGUGUGACCUUUGUGUUAAAAAUUACAAAUAUUGUGCCCAUAUGGAACAGAAUGAGAGAAUUUUUUUUU